AUGGCCAACAAUCCGGACAAUCCGCCAAAUCAGGAGAAUAAUGAUGCAGCCACCGAAACAACCCCGUUACUCUCCCCAAAGCCUGCUCAAGAGAGGUAUUCAGUGUUUACAACCAGUCAGAAGCGCUUGAUAAUUCUCACUGCUGCUCUGGCAUCGAGUUUCUCCCCCUUCUCUGCCAACAUAUACUACCCAUCUCUCAACUCCAUUGCAAAGGACCUCCAUGUUAGCAGCUCGCAGAUCAACCUAACAAUAACCACAUACAUGAUCUGCCAAGGUCUUGCCCCCGCAUUCAUGGGUUCACUGGCAGAUCAAGCCGGGAGACGACCAGCCUACAUCAUCUGCUUCGUGAUUUACAUUUGCGGUAAUAUCGCUUUAGCGCUUCAACACAGCUAUCCAGCUCUUCUCGUUCUCCGUGCUGUCCAAAGCUGCGGUAGUAGUGGGACUGUAGCCCUUGCUUCUGCGGUCGCUGCAGACGUUAUCACCUCCGCUGAAAGAGGAACGUAUAUGGGCAUUGCAUCGUUGGGGAAUAUCCUGGCACCAUCGCUCGGACCGAUCCUAGGCGGAGUCCUCAGUCAGUAUCUCGGAUGGCAAGCCGUAUUUUGGUUUUUAGCCAUUGCUGCCGUGGCCUUCUUCGUGCCGUUGUUACUUUUCUUCCCUGAGACCUGCCGGGCCAUUGUUGGUGAUGGGUCGAUUCCGUCUCGUGGGUGGAACCAGUCCGUCUUGAAUUGCUGGCAGGGAAGGAAAAGGAAACACAUAUGCGACAGAAAUUAUGCCAACAGUCAUAUAACACAGGAUGAGACUCCAAGGACCAAAAUUCAAUUCCCCAACCCCCAUGCUACACUGCGUCUUCUCUUCCGACUUCCCACGGGGCUGGUGUUGCUAGCCAACGGCAUCGUUUUCGCCAGUUACUACUCCGUCACGGCUGGAAUACCUUCACAGUUCAAGGAAAUCUACCAACUCGGGGAUUUAGGACUGGGCCUGAGUUUUAUUCCCGCGGGGAUGGGAUCAUUGGUCAGUGCGACUUUUAACGGGAUACUGGUCGAUUGGAACUAUCAACGGAUGAGCAAGAAGGUGAGAGGAGAGGUAUCGCCGAAUCAGAAGCACGAUCAUCAUGAUUUCCCAAUCGAACGCACUCGAUUGCAGAUUGGAUUGCCAAUGAUGAUGACUGCUGCAAUAUCAGUGGGAGUAUACGGCAUACUUAUGGCGCUGAAGCCACCCUUGCCAGUUGCCCUUGGGUUCGUGUUUGUCAUUUCCUUCUGCAUCACAGCGGCAUAUAAUGUGAUGAGCGUCUUGAUUGUCGAUCUGUACUAUUCCACCCCUGCCACGGCGAUGGCGGCGAAUAACCUCGUGCGAUGUUUCCUAGGAGCUGGAGCAACGGCAAUUGUGCAUCCCAUGAUUCAAAAAUGGGGCGUCACGGUAACCUAUCUUAUAGUCGCGGGAGUCAUGAUGGGUGUGAGUCCGUUGUUGGUGCUGGUUUACUGGCGAGGAAUGCAAUGGCGUAUUCGAUAGAUGGUCAUAUCCGGAUAGAUCUGGUAUUCGAG
Messenger RNA from Aspergillus wentii DTO 134E9, 1541 nucleotides. Its product is annotated as putative MFS efflux transporter. The transcript is spliced from 3 exons. The coding region runs from base 1 to 1509 and encodes 502 amino acids. Gene Ontology annotation, biological process: transmembrane transport. The record is from RefSeq and is a predicted model, not a curated record. Gene Ontology annotation, molecular function: transmembrane transporter activity. NCBI's taxonomy places the organism in Eukaryota, Fungi, Ascomycota, Eurotiomycetes, Eurotiales, Aspergillaceae.